Molecule: messenger RNA, 1234 nt
Organism: Aphanomyces invadans
Lineage: Eukaryota; Oomycota; Saprolegniomycetes; Saprolegniales; Verrucalvaceae
Exons: 2
Coding region: 15-905 (296 amino acids)
Molecular function (GO): protein-N-terminal-alanine acetyltransferase activity; protein N-terminal-serine acetyltransferase activity
Source: RefSeq, a predicted model, not a curated record
CGCCGCCGCCCAUCAUGGCAACGAUCGGAACCGACCCGACGACAACCACGUACGCAUACAUUGGCAUCGUGGUGGGCUUUGUCGUGUUCGUUGCGACGCUUGGGGCUGUCUUCAUGCUGCUGUACUUUGGUGGGUCCUUUGACCGCAUGAAGCACGAGGCUGCGGGAUUGCCAACGUCAAACGACCAAAUCAAGCCACUAUUGUACGACGAUUUGCUCGAGAAAGCCGCCUCGCUCGCGCUCAAGCCUGCUGCGUACUCGCUGGAUGGCCAGUUUGUCCACGUUCGACCUUUGGAUAGCAUUCCCGAUCGAAAAGGCAUUGUUUCGACGCUUUAUGAGAUCUCGUCGGGACGAGCCAUCAGCGGCAUAUACGGCGGGAAGGCAUUUGAUGCAGAUGCGACGCUGUGGCGCUAUAUGUUGUCUGGACCAUAUGCGACCGUCGAAGACUUUGAGAAGAGUCGAUGCACCGAAGGCGACAACCAACGGCUCUUUGUUGUGCUUGAUGCUGGCACGUCCAAACCGAUUGGGAUGGUCGGCCUCCUCAACCAUUCCCCGAAAGAUUUGCGCGUUGAAAUAGGCGCGUUUUGGAUCGUACCAUCGUUCCAAGGCACUGGAAUCCAUCGGGAGGUCGUAUACCUUCUCCUGGACGCGCUCUUUCGUAAAAACAACUACCGUCGGGUCGAGUGGAGAUGCGACGGGUUCAACGUCCGGUCGCGCAAGACGGCACACAGCUUGGGGUUCACGAUGGAAGGAGUGCUGCGGAAACACAUGAUCGCCAAGGGUGCCAACCGCGACACAGUCGUCUUCUCGGCGCUCAACGGCGAGUGGCCCGUCAUCCAAGAAAUGCUCCAGACCAAGCUCACCGCCAUGCUCGCAAAGCGCCAGCCCAAAUCGAAAGCCGACUGAUUCGGGCAUGACGAUGUGAUGAUUGGAUAAAGUAGAAGGAAUAUGAAGUUUUCGCUCCAUUCGAUUGGCUAAAAAGAAUUUAUACUCUCCAAAAUCCUGACCACGUCGGGACCGACAAGAACUCUUCCCUGGCCCACACAGCGGAGUUGGGCAUCCUACCGCGAACACGUGGCUAAUGGAAGGAAGAUGUGGUCCAAGCUGGAUCACGGACUCCUUGCCUUCCAGUGCAAUCCAUUGGGAUCGCUCCGGAUCACCGGGCUGACGAGGGUGCUGCUGUGUCGACCUGCAAAGCGUUACUAUUACUCCUGUUUGAGCGAAUUGAAGCUGCC